AUGGAUAAUGGAAAGGUUGAUUUGAAUAAACAAUAUAGAAUUGUUGUUGAUUUAAGAAGUUUGAAUAAAAUGUGUGCAAAAGUAGAAAUGCCUGGGAUGCGUAUUGAAUCUCUUAUUCCACUUUCAAAGGAAGCUACUCGUUUUAUAUCAAUUGACUUAUGUCAAAGUUUUCAUCAGUUUGAGUUAGAUGAAGUUGAUCGUAUUUUUUUUGAUAUAGCUUAUCCUGGAAUGCCGUGUUUGCGUUUUAAAAGACUUCCGCAAGGAUUCAUUAAUUCGCCUGUUUAUAUGAAAUAUUUGUUAGAAAAGAAAAUUCCUUCUGAUCUUUUGCAACUUUAUUAUGAUGAUGGAAUCCGAGGUACGGAUACUGAUUUAUUUGCACAUAUUCGCAUUGUUGAGCAAAUUUUUAGAAAACUUGGUGAUUGUGAUUUGAAAAUUAAUGCUAGUAAAAGUCUUUUGUGUGCUACGAAAUUACAAGUUCUUGGUUUUGAAGUUAGUCAAUAUGGAGCUAAACCUGGUGCUCGUGCUCGUAAUAUUAUGGAAAAAUAUAAAGUUCUUAAGUCUUCUGAUGAUAUUCGGCGUUUUUUGGGUUUUAUUUCUUAUUAUAAAAGAUUUUUGCCUAAACUUGGAAUUUUGCUUCAACCAAUUACAAAAUUAUUGAGAAAGAAUGUUGUUUUUACUUGGUGUGAUGAAUGCCAGUUGAAUUUUGAUAAAAUUAAGAAUUUACUUUUAGAAAAUCCUCGUUUGUAUACUGAGGUAAAAAAUGAACCAUUAAUGGUAAAUACGGAUGCCAGUUUUGAAGGUUUUGGAGGUUGUUUGUAUCAAAUGAUUAAUGCAGAAUUUCGUCCGUUAUUGUAUUGGAGUGCUACGCAUAGGCAUAAUUUAAGAAUUAAAAGUGCAAUUUAUUUGGAAUUACAAGGAGUUAUAGAAUUUUUUAGAGAUAAUCGUCAUCGAUUGGUUGGAAAGAAAAUUAUUUAUUGGUUUGUGGAUAAUAAAAGUGCUGUGAAUAUAUUGAAUAAUGGAGUUACUGAUGAUGAACGUUUUUUGAGUUGGUUGAGUAAGUUGCCGCUAAACAUAAAAUUUUUUCAUAUAUCCGGUUCAAAGAAUUAUAUUGCUGAUACAUUAUCUCGCGAUAUUCAACAUACUGAUGUCAAUUCUUCUGAGGGGAGAGAGGGUGAGAUUAAUAGUGUUGCUGCGAAGAGAAAUAGAGGUAAACCAAAGAAAAUUUCAAAGGAAUUAGAAUUAGAUGAUGAAAAUGAUGAAGAAAACAAUUUAACAUCUAAUCAAAAAUUGUUUAUACAAAAAUUACAUGAAAAGGGUCAUUUCUGUUACAAAAAAAUAUAUCAUUUAUUGGAUGAAAAUUUAGUGAAAAUAAAAGAAAAAUGGCAAGAAAAGAAUUGA
Strongyloides ratti is the source of this 1398-nucleotide messenger RNA. RefSeq names its product Reverse transcriptase domain-containing protein. The transcript has a single exon. The record is from RefSeq and is a predicted model, not a curated record. Lineage: Eukaryota; Metazoa; Nematoda; Chromadorea; Rhabditida; Strongyloididae. Bases 1 to 1398 code for a protein of 465 amino acids.